Messenger RNA from Labrus bergylta (ballan wrasse), 912 nucleotides. It is a transcript of the gene hspb9, whose product is annotated as heat shock protein, alpha-crystallin-related, 9. NCBI's taxonomy places the organism in Eukaryota, Metazoa, Chordata, Actinopteri, Labriformes, Labridae. The record is from RefSeq and is a predicted model, not a curated record. Gene Ontology annotation, biological process: response to heat; protein refolding. Gene Ontology annotation, cellular component: cytoplasm; nucleus.
GGGAGUAGUCACUCUGGUAACUCUUAGUUCUCACUCAGAGGUAUCAAGUCUGAAAAAGGAAUCUGCCUCCAAAAAUCAAAGAGGAUAAGAACACAACUCUCACAGGUCGAUUUUUUUUAAAAACGUUUUUUUCAAGAAUUUUCUCAGACACGGACAAGAUGUCCCAGCAUGCAGCUUUGACCGGCCUUUUUGGCGAUGACCCUUUCUUCAGCCAAGAUCAGCCGCUUUGGCCGCUGCGGCAGGAGUCCCUUCCCUCACUGCAGCAAGACUUUUUCAACCAGAGAACCAAGCUGGCGGACAGCCUCCUGAGGGAGCUCCAUGAUGGGACUCACCUGACUAGACUCUGCCAGUUUCCCUUCUUUUCUAACACUUUGGCGAGGCUUAGUGAUGAUAAGCAGCAGAGAGAGACUUCUAGCACGGAGCUACAGAAGAAUAACAAAGAUGACCUCCUGGUGACCCUAGAUGCCCGUGGUUAUUCCCCCAAUGACAUCACUGUCAAAGUGGAGGGGCGGAGCCUUGCAGUGGUUGCCAUGAAGCAGGCUGGAGCAGAAGAGACACAGUCUCGCUCUUCCUCUUCCUCCUGUGCUUCGUUCUGCUCCUCUGCCUCAUCAAAGACGGGAUUUGUCCAGAAGAUUGACCUGCCCGCUCACCUGGAUCUGUCUGGCCUCUCCUGCUCCCUGAUGGAUGACGGACAGUUGCGUAUCCAUGCCCCUGCUGCCAAGCAACUUAGCAGCGGGGAGAGCGAAGGGCCCAUUCGCUUCAGGUCAUCGCUGGAGUUUCCCAUUACCAAAGAAAAGACAGAGGAGGAACACAAAGACUAAUGCACUAACUUACAUAACAUUCAUACUGAAACAUUUUUUAAUAAGCAAACAUACAGGUUUUGACAAUCACAACCACAAUUGAAUUAAAAAA